Messenger RNA from Phytophthora nicotianae INRA-310, 2071 nucleotides. RefSeq lists its product as hypothetical. Gene Ontology annotation, molecular function: protein binding. NCBI's taxonomy places the organism in Eukaryota, Oomycota, Peronosporomycetes, Peronosporales, Peronosporaceae. The record is from RefSeq and is a predicted model, not a curated record. The transcript has a single exon. Bases 33 to 1955 code for a protein of 640 amino acids.
CUUCUUCUUCGUGGCACAGAGGUCCCUCCCAGAUGAAGUUGCCAGCCCCCUUAACCUCCGCCACGGUGGUGUGUCGCUCGCACCUGGACAUCGCAGCGCUGCCUCACAUCGCAGAGACCAUCAGCGCGUUCCUCGAUUGCUCCGUGCACUGGUCGCUUCCCGCGGCGUGCGGCUUUGCCUUCCAGGACGGCGCUCUCCGACUCGUGAAACGCGUUACAGUGCACCAAACGAUCCGCGAGGCGAAAGCACAGGAAAUUCUGCAUCAGUACCCGAAAUUUCGCGCUUUCGAACCCAAAAUUCAGAGAACUGAGGCGACCUUGGUACUCCGCCAGAAACAAGAUCCUUUCUACCGUCAAAAGCUCUUCACGCUCGGCAUGGCACGCGCUGCUGCACGUGGAGACCUGAGCGUGAUGCAGUGGCUCGUACGGGAGUUCCCCGGUUGCUACGUGACACGUGCAGUGGAGCAAGCGGCCAAAAAUGGUCAUUUACAGGUCCUACAAUGGCUACAUAGGAACAGCCGAGUGGGUCAUAUACGAGACGAAGGGGGCGGGAGAAACAACACAAGCCUCGACGUGUUCUGGGGCGCUAAGGAGCUGUAUUACGCUGGGUUAAAUGGCCAUCUGAGGGUGGUGCAAUGGCUACAGGAGCAUACGAACCCAACUCCGACGCAUAUGUUCUUCGUGACGCUCGAGGAAGCAGCCAAGAACGGAGAUCUGGCCAUGGUCAAGUGGCUCUGCAACGUCAGAGGAGAAUGGUCGCCCUAUGCGGCGGUAUUGGCGGCCAGCGGCGGGCAUUUGGAGGUCCUGAAGUGGCUGAAAAGUAACAUUUUCAGUUCCUCGCCCUCUGCAAACAUGGAUGAUGCAGCGGCGAAUGGACAUUUGCAUGUGCUAAAAUGGCUACAAGUGAACUCUGGGUACACUACUCAUGCAGCCAUGAAUAAAGCAGCAGGGAAUGGACACUUGGGAAUCGUCAAGUGGCUUCAAAACACUCGACGAGAAGGAUGCACCUCUGUAGCCAUGGACCGAGCUGCUGCUAAUGGCUACUUUGAAAUUGUCAAAUGGCUACAUACGAAUCGGGAGGAAGGGUGUACCAAGGCGGCGAUGGAUGAGGCAGCAACGCAUGGGCAUCUUAAACUUGUACAAUGGUUGCAGACUAAUCGUAAGGAAGGGUGUACGACCAGGGCAAUGGACGGCGCUGCCAUGAACGGUCACUUGGAAGUGGUGAAAUGGCUACAUCAACACCGUAAAGAAGGCUGUACGACAGCAGCGAUGGAUGGCGCAGCGCGAGCGAACCAUCUAAAGGUCGUCGAAUGGCUACAGAAGAACCGUAAAGAGGGCUGUACACUCGCGGCCAUGAACCUUGCAGCUCGAAACGGCCACUUGGACGUUGUGACAUGGCUACAUCGUCAUCGUACAGAAGGAUGUACAAAGGAUGCGAUGGAUCAAGCUGCAGCUCACGGUCAUUUACACGUCGUACAAUGGCUACACAAGAACCGUAACGAAGGUUGCACGUUCAACGCAAUGGACCGCGCUGCGGGUGCAGGACAUCUCGAUGUUGUGAAAUGGCUACAUGAGAACAGAACUGAAGGUUGCACGAAGGCCGCGAUGGACAACGCAGCAUCAAGAGGCCAAUUGAAGGUGGUGCAAUGGCUACAUGCCAACCGAAGUGAAGGUUGCACUGGCGUUGCAAUGGACGGAGCCGCGUCCAGUGGACACUUUGAUGUUCUGUUAUUUUUGCAAAGUGAGCGAUCUGAGGGCUGCACGGCCAAAGCGUUUGUGAAUGCAACGACUGCUGACGAGCUGGAGAUUUUGCAAUGGCUGUUUGAGCAUUACCGCGAACAGUUUGGACAUGAUCGUCUGCAGCUUUUUGCUGUGGGUAAAUUCUAUACGCUCCAGUGGCUCAAGCACGAGUCGAUUCUCGAAGAUCUACCUGAGAGCGAGCGCCACUUUGAGUAACUGUGUCUAAUUGGUAUGGACAAGUAAGAAGCUAUUUAUUUGUUAGGGAAGGUUUUCAAAUGACACAAUUAUCAACACGAAAGCAAACAUUUGCACGUUACGUGUGGUACUGUACA